AACACAGAAAAUAACACACAAAAUUCGCAAGAAAAUCGCACAGCAUCGCAAAAAUUUGCGAAUAAAUUUACCCAAACUCGGAAAUAACAGUGCGUAUGGCGGCCAGCUGUUGCCGGUGUGAUUGAAAAACGUCUUUCAAAACUCGUAACGUAAGAAUUCAUUGGUCAAUCGAUUGAACUAUACGGAGGGAAGUGUUACUUGCAUUCCGAAACACAGGCUAGCGGGGGUUUAUUGAUAGCGUGAUAGCUGCUGCAUUCGAAACAAUCGAUACCUUGUGGUAACGGGUGGUUUUAGCUUGUGCGUAGUUUCCAUCGUUUGCUGGACUCUCGAACACGAAAUAAUCGCGGGGCCGACCGACGAGCCUAUAUGCUAUGUUGCAUAGCGUUGCCAGAAUCCCGCUAGCGAACUAUUUGCGUUGCUGCACACCGACCAACCAUCUGCGAAAAGUUCCCCGUGCCGGUGGCUUAAGCAGCAGCCAACUCGGUUUUCAGGCUGCCACCGUUGACUGUUGUACCUUCUCCACUAGUUCACCGUUGCUGUUGUUUCACCCGAUUCCUUCUCCACCGGCAUCGCCCCAGCAUCAACCUUCCCAUCCCCUAGCGGCAACGCAAGUGCGCUCUUGUUCGCAGCAUUCGAAAGGACCGACCAGCGGCGGCAUGGAAGCAAACUCGAGUGGUGCCGGAGCUGAACCAAAGUUUACCAACCGAUUGAAGCAGGAAAAAUCGCCCUAUCUGCUACAGCAUGCACACAAUCCCGUCGAAUGGUAUCCGUGGGGCGAAGAAGCGAUACAGCGAGCACGGGCAGAGAAUAAGCUGAUUUUCUUAUCCGUGGGCUACAGCACCUGUCACUGGUGCCACGUGAUGGAGAAGGAAUCGUUCGAGAACGAGGAGGUGGCCAAAAUUAUGAACGAACACUUUAUCAACAUUAAGGUGGAUCGUGAGGAACGGCCAGACAUCGACAAGCUGUACAUGAUGUUCGUGCUGCUGAUAAAUGGAUCCGGCGGGUGGCCCAUGUCGGUAUGGUUGACACCGGAUCUAGCCCCAGUUACCGGUGGAACCUAUUUCCCACCGAAUGAUCGCUGGGGUAUGCCCGGCUUUACGACGGUUCUGACGAAGCUUGCUAGCAAGUGGUCCACCGACAAGGACGAGCUCGUUUCGACGGGACGGUCCGUGAUUGAGGCGAUUCGGCGCAAUGUAGAUCAUAAACGAGCGGACGAGGUGGAAGAUGCGACAAACGUGGAGACGCUCGAAGCGAAAUUUAAACAGGCCGUUAACAUGUACCAGCGCAAUUACGAUCCGGUCUGGGGUGGAUCGCUUGGUGCACCGAAAUUCCCGGAAGCAUCCAAGCUGAACCUAAUGUUUCAUCUGCACGUGCAAGAACCGAAACAUAAGGUGCUGGGCGUGGUGUUAAACACACUGGACAAAAUGGCAGCCGGUGGUAUACACGAUCACGUAUUUGGAGGCUUCGCACGAUACUCUGUGGAUAAAAAGUGGCACGUGCCACACUUCGAAAAGAUGCUGUACGAUCAAGGCCAGUUGCUGUCGCUGUACGCGAACGGUUACCGAUUGACACGGAAACCAUCCUAUCUGGCAGUGGCGGAUGCGAUCUAUCGCUAUCUCUGCAAGGAUCUGCGCCACCAGGACGGAGGGUUCUACAGUGGCGAGGAUGCAGAUUCACUGCCAACGGCGGAGAGUGAGGAAAAGAUCGAGGGUGCCUUCUACGCGUGGACGUACGACGAGAUCAAGCAGAUACUGCAGACGAAUGUGGAAAAGUUUGGCGAUCUGGGUGGGGUGGAUCCGAUGGCCGUUUACGCCGGACACUACGAUGUGAAGGCGGAGGGCAAUGUGAAACCGGCCAGCGAUCCACACGGCCAUUUGCUGGGCAAGAACAUUUUGAUCGUGUACGGAUCGGUACGAGAAACAGCAGAAAAGUGUAACACGACGGUGGAAAUCGUGGAGCGUAUCCUAAAGACGGCUAAUGAGCUGCUGCACGAGGUGCGUGACAAGCGGCCGAGACCACAUCUCGAUACGAAAAUUCUUUGCGCCUGGAACGGUCUCGUUCUUUCCGGUUUGGCACAGUUGGCUUGCGUGAAGGAUGCACCGGGAAGGAGCGAAUAUUUGGCAACGGCCGGCCAGCUGGUAAAGUUUAUCCGCGCAAAUCUGUACGAUGUGCAGGCGAGAAAGUUGUUACGAUCGUGCUAUGGUGGCACAGAAGAGACGUUGGCAUCGGAACGGCCCAUUUACGGGUUCAUCGACGAUUAUGCCUUCCUGAUCAAGGGCUUGAUCGAUUACUAUGUUGCAUCGCUCGACGAGCAUGCACUGCACUGGGCUAAGGAGCUUCAGGACAUCCAGGAUGAGCUGUUCUGGGAUCCAAAGCAUGGUGCCUAUUUCUACUCCGAAGCUAACUCUCCGAACGUGGCCGUUCGGUUGAAGGAAGAUCACGAUGGUGCGGAACCGUGCGGUAAUAGUGUUGCAGCCCACAAUCUUCUCCUGCUCAGCGAUUACUUCGAGGAGGAACGGCUCAAAGAGAAAGCACGCACACUGUUCGACUACUUCGCGCAUACGGCACAUUUCGGGUACGUACUGCCAGAAAUGAUGUCCGCCGCACUGCUGGAGGAACAGGGCCGCAACACACUGAUUGUGGUUGGUCCGGAAAGUGCCGAAGCGAACGCACUGGUCGAUUCCGUGCGCGAAUUCUACGUGCCCGGUAUGAUCACCGUGCAGCUAAAGAUCGAUCAACCGCCGCACAUUGUACGGCGCCGUAAGUCGCUCGAUAACUUUAAGAUGGUAAAGAACAUGCCGACGGCAUACAUCUGCCACAAUAAGGUGUGCCAUCUGCCGGUGACGGAACCGGAGCGCUUAACCGAAGAAUUCCAACCACGCUACACGUUCGAUUACCAAGAGUACGAGAACUGAUUCUUCGAGGCCUAAGGUUUUCCUGUGCAAGUAGUAUUCCACUCACCGUUGAAAGGGCAGUUUGGAGGCAGAUAGGGUGCGAGCGGAAGAGGGAAUCACUUCGAAUGGAGGACUGGUGGCCGCGGCAAGGGAUAUUGAACAAAAAAAAAAGGCGAAGACACUUUCGGUACACGGAACAAAUAUUGAACGACGACGAUUGAAGGACAAUUAUUUUAUAAGCCAAAACUAUAUGUGAUGAAUAGAACCGCAAGUCGAAUAUCAAACUAACGAACCGCAGGGAAGAGACGAAAAAAGGCACGGAAUUAUAUUAUGCAGCGGGUUUCGUAUCAGCUACCAAUCGUGACACACGACAGCGAAGAAUAGCGUCAAGAUUUCAAACCCCAACAAAGCAAAGCUUCUUCGUUUUAGUUAGUUAUUUCCUGUUACGUUGUUCUCGUUUUUCAUUGGCAUGCCGCCUGGUUACCGUUUGAGCGUUUUCACUAUUGAUACUAAAACGAACCACUGAUUGCGAUGAGGUUUUAAAAUUGUAGAAUUCGCAUAUUAGCGUUGGGCUGGUUUGUUUUCCCUUCCGUCUGGUACAGGCACGAGGGUUGAAAAAAUAUUCCUUACCCAAGAGAUCGCCUUCCUGCGCCUACGGAUUGGAUUGGUUUUCUCUUUUUUUUAUUUGUUGAUAAUUUAUUAUGCCCCCCUAUAUGUGUGUGUGUAGCGUGUAGAAAAGCACCCGUUUGUAUGUUUAGUUCGUAACGAAUUAUGGCUUUUACUGAGCGUUUUUCCAUUUGUAAGCAUUAUUGCAACAAAACGAUGUUUUUUUGACUGUGGAAGAUUAAAACGUUGGGUUUAGCGAAAACAAACACGAAAACAAAAAACGUUUGCAAAUCACAAUUCUAGAGUAGUAAAGCACAAUCUGCUGAAUGCUGAAUGUAGUAGUGACCGAUUUUCCUGUUAUUUUUUAUAGAGCACCCCCUUAUCCUUAUGGACGAUAUUAAAUCGAUAGAUUUUACCAAUUGAAACUAAUUCUAAACGAGGUUUUUUAAAAAAAAGCAGAAAUCCGUUUUUAAAGUACACACUAAUAUUCAAGUAAUUAGAGGGCUUGAUAGAACAAACAAAAAAGGUGCACAAUUUUGUAGUGGUUUUAAAAUUACCGAAAAACAAAACAUAAUCAAAAUACAGAUAGCUUCUAAAAAUAAAAAAUAAAAACAACGCAAGGUAGAAUCUCAAAGAACCAAACACACGAAUACACAGAGUUCCGUAGCGAUCCGUUUUUAAGCCAACUUUUUUAAACCAGUGAUUCAUGUGCUCGCGAAUGCAAACGUAACGUAAUGUGGCAAAAUAGCAUAGAAAUGGAAGUGAAAUGCGAAGCUCUCGAAACGAAUUCAACGAGCAAAACAAAAAAAACUUAUGGUGCAACUAGCUAUCGUUUUAUCAACAAAAUAAAACAAAACCCAGUCAACACCAUGUGCUAAUUGAUAUUAAGCGAUUUUAUCUAGUUUUUAAUCAAUUUCCAAUUCGAUAUGUGAAACAAAUGAAAGGUAUGAAUAAAAGCAAUCAAUACCAACGGGAUGGUUUAUCAGUUUA
Anopheles funestus (African malaria mosquito) is the source of this 4490-nucleotide messenger RNA. Its product is annotated as spermatogenesis-associated protein 20. The record is from RefSeq and is a predicted model, not a curated record. The coding region runs from base 372 to 2915 and encodes 847 amino acids. NCBI's taxonomy places the organism in Eukaryota, Metazoa, Arthropoda, Insecta, Diptera, Culicidae. The transcript has 4 exons. Gene Ontology annotation, biological process: carbohydrate metabolic process.